This is a messenger RNA of Chenopodium quinoa (quinoa), 1773 nucleotides long. RefSeq names its product choline monooxygenase, chloroplastic. Gene Ontology annotation, molecular function: 2 iron, 2 sulfur cluster binding; iron ion binding. The coding region runs from base 158 to 1459 and encodes 433 amino acids. The transcript has 10 exons. Lineage: Eukaryota; Viridiplantae; Streptophyta; Magnoliopsida; Caryophyllales; Amaranthaceae. The record is from RefSeq and is a predicted model, not a curated record.
CGAACAAAAAAAAUGCGCACAGCUUGAAUUACACAAGCUAAGUUAAGCUAAGCUAUAUUGUUGAUCAUCUUUCAUACCACCUCCUUUGAAAAAAAAAAAAAAUUAUAACAACAAAAGGAAGUGUUUAGUUAUUGCUUGAUCAUCAUAUAACAUCAAUAUGGCAGCAAGUGCAACAACAAUGUUGCUGAAAUACCCAACAACUGUAUGUGGUAUACCAAAUUCAUCAUCAAACAAUGAUACUUCAAAUAACAUCGUCCCAAUUCCACAAACUAGUACUAAUAAUCCGGUACUUAAGUUUCGUACCCCUAAUAAAACCAUUAACGCCGUCGCUGCCCCGGCUUUUCCUUCUUUAAACACCACCACUACUCCGCCGUCAAUUCAAUCACUUGUCCAGGAAUUCGAUCCGAGGAUUCCGGCCGAGGAUGCUCUUACGCCUCCUAGCUCUUGGUAUACUGAACCUGCUUUCUAUGCUCAUGAACUUGACCGUAUCUUUUACAAGGGAUGGCAAGUCGCAGGGUACAGUGAUCAAAUUAAGGAGCCUAACCAAUAUUUCACCGGAACGUUAGGAAAUGUUGAAUAUUUGGUGUGUCGAGAUGGUGAAGGUAAAGUUCAUGCAUUUCACAACGUUUGCACCCAUCGUGCUUCGAUUCUUGCUUGUGGAAGCGGAAAAAAAUCGUGUUUUGUAUGCCCUUACCAUGGAUGGGUAUUUGGCAUGAAUGGAUCGCUUACAAAAGCUUCCAAAGCAAGCGAAGAACAGUCACUUGAUCCCGAUGAACUUGGGCUUGUACCCCUGAAAGUUGCAGUAUGGGGCCCAUUUAUACUCAUCAGUUUGGACAGAUCAAGCCUUGAAGUAGAUGAUGUUGGAUCUGAAUGGCUUGGUAGUUGUGCUGAAGAUGUUAAGGCCCAUGCUUUUGACCCUAAUUUGCAGUUCAUCAAUAGGAGUGAAUUUCCAAUGGAAUCUAAUUGGAAGAUUUUCAGUGACAACUAUUUGGAUAGCUCGUACCAUGUUCCUUAUGCACACAAGUACUAUGCUACUGAACUCGACUUUGAUACUUACCAAACUGAUAUGAUCGGAAAUGUCACGAUUCAAAGAGUGGCAGGGAGUUCAAACAAUGGUUUUAAUAGACUUGGAUCUCAAGCAUUCUACGCUUUUGCAUACCCUAACUUUGCUGUGGAAAGGUAUGGCCCUUGGAUGACAACAAUGCACAUUCUUCCAUUAGGACCAAGGAAAUGCAAAUUAGUGGUGGACUACUAUAUUGAAAAAUCAAAGCUGGACGACAAGGAUUACAUCGAGAAGGGCAUAGCAAUCAAUGAUAAUGUACAGAAAGAAGAUGUGGUGUUGUGUGAAAGUGUCCAAAAAGGGUUGGAGACACCAGCGUAUCGUAGUGGAAGAUAUGUGAUGCCAAUUGAGAAAGGAAUCCAUCAUUUCCACUGUUGGUUGCACCAAGUAUUGAAGUGAUUGCAUCAGAUCAGAUGUUCGUUUCUUAAUUUCCUUUUAUUGGAAUUGGAUGAUUAUUAUAAUAAUAAGUAAAAUUAUAAUGUCAUGUAGUUGAGAUUGUUGCUAGAGUUGAGCGUAUGCUCCUCAUGCACUUAGUUAUCAAGUGUGUAUGUGUUUGGUCAUGGGCAAAAUGUAUUUUCUUGCUAGAAUUUGUUAUAUUAUGGUGCUAAUGUCCAAUAAUAUAAAUAAACACCAUUGCACCCCUUUCCCUACUUGAGAAAUUAUAUCCCAUUUAUUUUCAGGGGAUCUAUGAGAUAAUUGUCUAUGAACAUUAA